Molecule: messenger RNA, 726 nt
Organism: Pelagomonas calceolata
Lineage: Eukaryota; Pelagophyceae; Pelagomonadales; Pelagomonadaceae
Source: the annotation of a GenBank genome assembly
AUGCCGGGCGGCGCCUGCAUCGUCUGCGCCUCGCAAACGGACCAGGCGAGCCCCUGCUGCAAGAUCCACGUGUGCCACGCGUGCCUCGAAGCGGCCGCGGCCGCGUCAGGAAGCUUGUUCGCCUGCCCGGCCUGCCGCGACCGAGACGCGUUCCGAAAACAUGCGGCGGAACGGGGCGUGAACAUGUACGAGGGCGUCCCGGACUACGUGGAGACCGGCACCGCGGCAACGAACGACCGCUUCUGCUGCGCGACGCACUGCCGGAGCCCGCACGGGCCGGCCUACGACACGACGGCGUCGCGGCCGACGCGCCGCUCCGUCUCCGACCAGGCCAUGUGGCAGCUCGUGUCCUGCGAGUUAUGCGGUUCCAAAAGUAUACAUAUCGGGUGUUCUGGUAGAUCCCUAAACGUCGACUUAACGAGGUGGCGCUGCGACGACUGCGGCGGCACCGAGGACAUCCCCGAGCCGCCCGUGGAACAAUUCGAGGUGCAAGUUCCUCAAGUGCCGACGCUGACGGGCCGACGGCGGCGGCGCCGGCGGCCGCGCGACGCGAGAAUAGGACGGUGGGUCGAGGUCUACUGGGCGGGCGACGCGGCCUGGUAUCUAGGAAGGGUCGCCUCGCAGCGUAACGGGCGCUUCAAGGUCGCCUACGCCGACGGCGAGACGGUGUCGCAGGCGUUGAUGGACGAGGCGUUCGAGGGGGCGACGCCGCCGCCCCAGCCGGAC